AUGGUGAAAAAGCUCGGUCAGUGGGUCCUACAUGCAAUGAGCGACGGCAACCGCCAAAGACGCCUGGAUAUCUGCACUCAGCUGCUCUCCAGAAGCCGCAAAUUCGACCUUCUGGACACCAUUGUUACUGGAGAUGAAAAAUGGGCCCUCUACGGCAACCACACCCAAAAACGUGCGUGGUGCGCUGGCGAUGAAAGGCCGGAUCCUUUCGUGAAAGGUGAAAUCCAUGAGAAGGUCAUGCUGAGCGUCUGGUGGGGAGUUCAUGGAAUCUACCGUUUCGAACUGCUGCCGGACAACACGACAGUUACUGCCGAGGUCUACUGCGCUCAACUGCAAAGACUGGCCGACAAGAUCCGCAAAGAGCAGCCGAACCCCGACAACAUGCGCCCUCACAUCACGAAGAAGACUUCCCAGAAAAUUCUGGAGCUCGGAUGGGAAGUUCUAUCGCACCCACCCUACAGCCCGAACCUGUUCCCGAGCGACUACCACCUCUUCCGAUCGCUUCAGCAUCACCUGGAAGAGAAGCCCUACGAUGAUCGUGACCACCUCGAAAAUGACCUUCAGGCUUUCUUCACCUCCAAUUCGCCGGAGUUCUACGCCAAAGGAAUCCGUGAUCUGGUGAGAAGGUGGCAGAAGGUUGCCGAUGUUGAUGGAGAUUAUUUCGUCGAACAAUAA
This is a messenger RNA of Necator americanus (New World hookworm), 675 nucleotides long. RefSeq lists its product as uncharacterized. Gene Ontology annotation, biological process: double-strand break repair via nonhomologous end joining; replication fork processing; DNA integration. The record is from RefSeq and is a predicted model, not a curated record. NCBI's taxonomy places the organism in Eukaryota, Metazoa, Nematoda, Chromadorea, Rhabditida, Ancylostomatidae. Gene Ontology annotation, molecular function: DNA topoisomerase binding; single-stranded DNA endonuclease activity; histone H3K36 methyltransferase activity. The transcript has a single exon. Gene Ontology annotation, cellular component: condensed chromosome; site of double-strand break; nucleus. Bases 1 to 675 code for a protein of 224 amino acids.